CUGCCGAGCUCGACCCUCCUCAAUCUCGAUAAAUUGUUCUUCCUACCAGAAAAUAAUACUCAUGAUAUUCAAACUACCAGACUGAUAAUUCAGGUCUCUUCGGAGGUGCUGAGAGCGUCAGAAACAACCCAGGGUGUGUCCAACAAUGAGAAUGGAAGAGGCCAUCCUGCUCAAUCAAACAAAUUUAGUGCCAUAUUUUCAGCUUAGAGGUUUAACUGUAAAUCAGAAUGUGCAGAUGGCUGCAUUUGCCACGUUCCUCAUUUUCUAUGUCCUGACAAUGAUUGGCAACAUCCUCAUUGUCAUAACUAUUAUCUAUGACCAUCAGCUCCAUACACCCAUGUAUUUCUUUCUCAGCAACCUGUCCUUUAUCGAUGUCUGCCACUCCACUGUCACUGUCCCCAGGAUGCUGAUACGCACCUGGUCAGAGGAGAAACUCAUCUCCUUUGAUGCCUGUGCAACUCAGAUGUUCUUCCUGCACCUCUUUGCCUGCUCAGAGAUCUUUCUCCUCACUGUCAUGGCUUAUGAUCGGUAUGUGGCCAUUUGCAAACCCCUGCAGUACAUGAUAGUGAUGAACUGGAAAGUAUGUGUGCUGCUGGCUGUGGCCCUCUGGAUGGGGGCCCUGACCUUCCUCACCAUCAAGCUGCCCUACUGUGGUCCUGAUGAGAUUGACAACUUUUUCUGUGAUGUACCUCAGGUGAUCAAACUGGCCUACACUGAUACCCACGUCACUGAGAUUCUCAUCGUCUCCAGCAGUGGGCUGAUCUCCGUGGUCUGUUUUGUGGUCCUUGUGGUGUCCUGUGCAGUCAUCCUGGUGAGUCUGAGGCAGCAGAUCUCAGAAGGCAGGCGGAAGGCCCUGUCCACCUGUGCAGCCCACCUCAGUGUCACACGGUUUCUGGGACACUGCAUCUUCAUCUAUUCCCAUCCAUCCACCAGCCUCCCAGAGAACAAGGUGGUGUCUGUGUUUUUCACCGCUAUCACACCCCUGCUGAACCCUAUCAUCUACACCCUUAGGAAUGAAGACAUGAAGAACACCUUGAACAAGUUAAUGGGGAGGGUGGCGGGAGGAGAAAAAAAAUGAAAAUGUCUAAGCCCUUAAGGUGCUUGGUGCUCCAAAUCAAAGAAAUGCCUUGCAAAGAUAAGUUACAAACCACAUUUAUCAAACUAUAUGACUUAUAAAACUAUCUUCUAAUCCAAUAUCUGACAAUCAUGGCAAUAAUUAUGAUUUUUAAUAUCUUCCACAGGCUGAAAAUUGUUCUAGGCACUGUGCAAUUACUUAAUUCUCACAACAACCCUGUGAGGUAAGUAUUAUGCUUGUUUACACAUGAAGAAGCCAAAGCUGAAAGAGAGCAAAUAGCAUGCCCCAGGUCACCCAGCUAGGAAAUGAUGAAGGCAGGAUGUUAAGCCAAAUGUAUCAACACAAACUCAUGUUAUUUUCAAUUACAUCAUGCUUCCUCUCCCUGCUUUUGUCUUAGGGUGAUACCCAAGGCCUAAACAAACAUUCAGAUUUCUGGGUAGUGCUUGCCAACAUCAUUCACUCAGAUGCAUGUCUAAAUAGCUUAGCAAACACUGGUAAGGCAGGCAAAGUAACUUUGCAUAUGACUUCAGUGAUGUAGAAAGAAGACUUUGAACCACUGAAGUUACUGAUAUCCUCAAGUGUCCAGGAAAAAAUCUUCCAUAA
Molecule: messenger RNA, 1678 nt
Organism: Balaenoptera musculus (blue whale)
Lineage: Eukaryota; Metazoa; Chordata; Mammalia; Artiodactyla; Balaenopteridae
Product: olfactory receptor 4E1
Biological process (GO): G protein-coupled receptor signaling pathway
Cellular component (GO): membrane
Molecular function (GO): G protein-coupled receptor activity; olfactory receptor activity
Source: RefSeq, a predicted model, not a curated record